This is a messenger RNA of Microtus oregoni (creeping vole), 1587 nucleotides long. RefSeq names its product A-kinase anchor protein 14-like. The coding region runs from base 362 to 1528 and encodes 388 amino acids. The transcript has 5 exons. Gene Ontology annotation, molecular function: protein kinase A regulatory subunit binding. The record is from RefSeq and is a predicted model, not a curated record. Lineage: Eukaryota; Metazoa; Chordata; Mammalia; Rodentia; Cricetidae. Gene Ontology annotation, cellular component: cAMP-dependent protein kinase complex.
CUUACCUGUUAAGAGCCAGUGCAGUGAAGCUCAGAUCCAACCUUCCAGACAGAUUCUAUGCUGCAGCUAUGCCUGAUAAACAGCCCUCAACUGCUCAGAGAUCCGGGGAAUGUGAUAUUUAAGUAUUUAAUUAUUAAAAAACUUUUCAUAACAAGAAGAGACAGGUUGGCUCCUUAGCAGCAACACUCUGCGUCCUCCAAAGAAGACAAAUGGGCGCAGAACAACAUCCUUCUGCAGUUUGCUUCAACUGCCAAGCGCUGACCAUUGGGCAAAACUGCCUUUCGUCUAAACUAAAGACUUCUAGAUGUGGACGGAAUCACUGGAAUCGACAGCCUAGCUGCUCAGGUCAAGGCAAAAUAAAAUGGAUAACAGAAAAAGACUCCCACCCCAGAGGGGUAAGACUGUGGAGAACACUAGCGCAGCCAAGGCAAAGAAACCGGAUGCUCCAGAGCCCAAGAGUGCUACAGAGCCAAAAGACAGCAAGACUGCGGCGGACCCAAAGAAGACUGUAACAGAUCAGAAAGAGAAAAAGACUGUGACCAUCGUCACAGAUCCAAAGGACAGAAAGAGUGUGUCUGAGCCAAAAGAAAAGAAGACUGUGACGAUCUCAGAUCCCAAGGACAAGAAGCCAGAGACGAAAGACAAAAGGAUGGUGACAUUUGUGACAGACGUAAAAGACAAGAGAAUUGUGACAGACACGAGAGAAAACAAGAUUAUGUCAAUAGAGAUGAAAGAAAAGGUGGUUGUGCCCGUAGUGCCAGAAGCCAAAGAAAAGAAAAUUGUGCCACCAGUAGAACCAAAGGAAAAGGUGGCUGUGCCAGCUGCGCCAGUUGCACCGGCUGCGCCAGCUGCUCCAACUGCGCCAGCUGCACCAGUUGUACCAGUCGUGCCAGUCGUGCCAGCUGUGCUACUUGUCCCAGAAUUUAAAGAGAAGAUCUUCAUGCCAGAGAUGAGACAGAAGAAAGACAUGCCACCUCUGCUUGAGGUAAAGGGAUUCAAGUCUCUGCGAAUACAAGAGAUAAAAGACAAGAAGGCUGAACCCGAGGUAAAAGAGAAGGCACCCGAGACAGAAACAAAAGAGAAGAAAGUUGUGCCAGAAGUCAAAGAGAAAAAGCCUGUGGUAGAGGAAAAAAAAGACGAUGGGACAGGUGAGGUAGCUCGGACUAUAGUUGAAGGUGUUCUGGCUGCCGCUGUUCAAUUUGUGGAAGAAGCCAGAAACCCCAUCAAGAACAUUAAGUGGCUCACUCAUGGAGAAUUCACAGCAGAAAAGGGUCGGAAACAAAUUGAGAAGUUUGUUUCGACUUGGGAGUUUCAAAAUCGCUGGGUGUACUAUGCAGAUUUUAUAGAGAGGAAAGACUUAAUUCACUCCUUCCACUAUAUCUACCGUGUGCGCUGGAGUGCCCCUACUGCCGUGAGACCCCUAGCAAGAGUCAGUGCUAACGCCUAUUUCACCAUCAAGUUCAACAAGAGCAAACCUCCGGGUUCCAGUGUCUCCUGGACCAGUGAGACAUCCAGCAUCAUGGACUGAACAACUACAGGAUUCUUGGGCUUUCUGUUAGCAGCCAGCCAUUGUUGGAUUAGAUGAAC